Aspergillus chevalieri is the source of this 492-nucleotide messenger RNA. RefSeq lists its product as uncharacterized. Bases 1 to 492 code for a protein of 163 amino acids. The transcript has a single exon. Lineage: Eukaryota; Fungi; Ascomycota; Eurotiomycetes; Eurotiales; Aspergillaceae. The record is from RefSeq and is a predicted model, not a curated record.
AUGAUCUCCCGAAUCCGCCACUGGUUCCUCCCCCGGCCCGUCCCCAACAACGGCUCUCAACUGCGCGAUCACCUCGCCAACGAGCGCACAUUUCUAUCAUGGACGCGCAUGGGCCUAGCAUUUGCCGCCAUGGCGCUAGCCCUCGGGCGCUUAGGCAUCAUCGACCACGUUUUCAAUACCGAAUGGAAGAGGAGGGAGGCGGCAAAAUCGAAAGAGCAACAAACUACCGGCCCGGAACCCAAAAUCCCCCUGACGGGAGCGAACGAUAUCCUGGCCGGUAAAUUAUGCUGGGUUAUCAGCGCCUGGUCGUUUGGAUAUGGCAUCUUUCGCUACGUUUCUAUCCGACAGACGCUGCUUUCGGGACGCUUUGUCCCGGCGAUCUGGGGGCCGGUGCUGAUGACGUGCGGGUCGGUUGGGUCUCUGGGGGUUCUGUUACAGUCGGGGACUGGACUAGCCCUUUCCGAGUCGAGUGGGUCGGAGCAUGCUGAUUGA